UCGACGACGUCGACGUCGAGGCGCGGAUAUUAAUAGAGCUCGGCAGAGAGAGAGAGAGAGAGAGAGAUAACGUCGGGCGCGCGGGGCACCGACGUGACGCGGCGACGCGUUGCGACGCGACGUCGAGCGUCUUCUCUCUCUCUCUCGUUCGCGCUAAACUCGCGCAUUCCUGGACACGUUAGUCACGUGUAUAAGCCUCGCUCUCCUCUGCUUUUUGUCAUUUUCCGCGUUCCCCCUCGCUUAUGUAUACGCACGUGAGCAACGCUCCAUCGGCGCACUCGCGCCGUCAGCAUCUCUCUCAUUGUUUUUUCUUCGCUCGAAUCAACGAUUUUUUACUUUUAAAUAUCACCGUCUCGAUCGGACGCUAAAACUCGACGGAAAUGCUCGUGACCUCCAAGGUCUUCCCCGGAAUUUAUCAUUUAGGACAAAAUUAUUCCUGCGACGAUUCUAUGAGCGCUGCCAUGAUUAGCGUACGAAACGUAUCUAUAUCAGGAACGACUAUACACACACACACACACGUGAUUCUCUCCCGCUGUUGACUUGCUCUCUCAUCUUCGUUCAAGUGAGAUUUCCACGUACAUAAAUUCAACGAAAUCUCAGUCGAGCGCGUCUUAUUUCGACGAAAUAAAAAAAAAAAAAAAAUUCAUCGUUGCAAAACAACGAAGCUAAUUGUCUUCGCUUCGCGAAAGCGUCGACCAUUUCGAUCGAGCCACGUCCAUCCGUGUUUCUUCCGGUCGUGACAGGAUGAUGGAAAAAAAAAGGGUGCGUUUAGCCAAUUCCCGAGUACGGAACGAGAAUCCCUUGGAAAUGCGCGUGGGGGGGUCCACCAACAAAAUUAUGGAUCGAGGCAAUGCGAGGGUUCACGUCUGCGCAUGACUAUCCGUCUCGUUUACAGCCUAGUCGUAUGUACACGCACACGCGUGUAUACGCACGAACGCGGUCUCUCGGUCGCGUAGCCCUCCUAUCGCAGAACUUUCUUCGAGACAUGUCUUACUCGCGCGAUAUUUCCAUCCCCGCGAGUUUACCAACAACGUCUGUUAUGCUCAACCCACAAGGAUAAUCCAUUGUUAUCGUUGGACAUCGUAAAUUCGCGACCAUCGUUCUACAACGUUACAAUUGCACAGAGGGCACAUAUGUUUACAAAAGACAAAAGAUUCGAAGAAAAAAAUCGAGCUGCGUGAUUUCAAUACGAGAUCCCGAGAUAUUGCGGAGCCGGAAGUGUUCUCUUUCAAGGGACUGAUAAUACUCGAUAAAAACAUGGGCGAGAAGACGUUCAAUCUUACGUGGAACAAUCACCUAGCGAACCUAUCGGGUUUGUUCGAGGCUCUUUACAAGAGCGGCUCAUUGACAGAUGCAACGUUGGUUUGUCAGAACGGCUUAUUGAGGGCUCACAAGCUGGUGCUGGCAGCAUGUAGCCCUUACUUCGAAAAAGUCUUUAAAGAUUAUAGUGGAGACCAACUUGUCCUCAUUUUAAAAGGCGUUGCUAGAGAAGAGAUGGAAUGUCUCUUGGAGUUCAUGUACAGAGGAUCCAUCGAUGUAGCGGAGGAGCAUCUACCCUCGCUGAUAAAAACUGCAACAGACUUGGAGAUACGCGGUCUCUCCGGAGAACAAAAAAAUCAAGAGAGUAACCGCAAUCUCUAUACGAGGGUCGAAACGCAAAUGCAACGAUGCCAUAUAGAAACCAGAGUACACACUACCGAAUAUAUCAAAGAACCAUCAAUGAUACCUUUUCUGCCGAAACACUCGUCUGUUGAUUCCAUAGAAGACCAUAUUAAAGUAGAGGAUAUUGAAGUGGAGGACGAUCCAAUGGUAAUCGACGGACACGAGGAUAGUUUUGACGAGCUUCCGCGAUCCACGGAAACACAAAUUAGACGUAUACCACCACCGAUGUACAAGCGAGAAACUAGAUUCAAAGGGCAAAAGAGGGUAUCUGUAGGUCGUGUGACACGAAACAGUGACCCUUUGGAAUCGAAAGACUCCUCGCGAGAAUCGAGCUAUGAGGAUUCCUCGAGAACAGUUAAACUUGAGCCCAAUUUUAGUGAUGGAUCCACGGAUGUCGCGAUAUCGGGUGCGGUACAGGAAACUUCGAAAGGCUCGGAGGAACCUUCAAAAACAGGAAUAAAAAGAAAAAUUGAAAUCUUGAAAAGAGGAAAUGAAGGGAAAGAGGCCAGAAUACCCAGCAAAUCAGAAAGGGCGCAGCACAAACCUUUCUCUUGCGACCUUUGCACAUUAGCUUUCACGAGAGCUUCACACUUGGCGAGACACAGAAGAGUGCAUACGGGCGAGAGACCGUUCGCCUGUAGUAUCUGUCCGCGUUUGUUCGCUAGACAAGACAAGCUCAAGCAACAUUUAGAUUCGCAUUUGCAGUGGCCGAAGAGGAAGGGUAGCAGUCAGACGGUAUCUUCGUUGCCCGGAAAAGGAAAACGUGGCAGACCACGUAAGGUAGUUAAUUUGGAACAAUCCGCGAUGGAAGAGAUUCUUAAAUUUGGCGAAUUUAGCUCGCUCUUGAAUAAAUCGCAUUCCGCGAAUUCGACGAAUAAGAGCGAAAAUGGUGGGAAUGCCGCGGAUGACAAGAGAAAAGAAGUAUUUCAAGAAGAGGACGACUCGUCUCAAAGAGAAAAAGAUAACUAUGGUUGCCAAGUCGAAAAUGGUCAGGAUAUUGUUUAAUAGAAUCUUUUUUGCAAUCUGGAUUUCAAUAUUCGUAAAACAUAUUUUUCUAUCAUAUAAAACCGCGCCGCGUGAUUAAAGAUCAACGCAACAUAAUGAAGAAAGAAAUCUAUCGAGCUUCUUCGAAAGGUCGUGGUAUCCUUUUCUUCGGAUUUAUUUUAAUUCAAUGAGGAUUAUAAAAUGCCUCUUUGUUCCAAUCGGUUAUACGUAUAAAAGUAUGCAAAAAGUCGCAAGAACACUCGCGCUAUUACUGCGAAUUGUUUAACGUAAGUACCUGAGAUAUCGACUACUAACGUUACUACCAAAGCACACGAGCCUCCAAAGAAUUUAGAUGCAUGAACGAGGGUCGAGAAAAUCAAUUAUUAUAAUCAACUCGGCACAUCGUCACCGAUCGUUAGUACCAAAUGAUAAAAAUUAAGGGAUAUCUGCGCUUUAUUAACCCGACCAAAUAAUGUGAAAAAUGGCGGCUUGACUUUCACUGUAAACAAUCUCGGUCCCUCGAUGUAUUAUCACCCAAGAUACAUACAUUAUCGUACUUAUAAAUAAUUUUAAAAAAAAUCCAUAUUAUCUGUCAAUUGAAGGCCAAUUCGACAAAUGAUAUAAUAAGAUGCAUGAGAUGAUCUUCACAUACCGGGAUAACCGAGCAGCCUAUUGUACGAAAAAGUAUAUGAAUGAUCUCAUUUCCUAAUGUAAAAUCUUACCUUAAAGAGCGCGUGAACUUAAUAGUGUAAUAGCCAGAGCAUGUUACACAAUGAUGUCUGAUACAGUGUGAGUCAUGCCUACGUAGUAAUAUUUUGUCAUAUGCGCGAGUAUAUAAUAUGUCAAGUACAAAUGUCCAAAUAUUAGACUAUACGCGUACGAUAUUCUGUCACGUGACGGCGUAAAUCAGGGAUGUGCGAGUGCUCGCGAGUAUUUUGCGCUAAAUUUUCCCGCGUAUACGAUGCAUAUAUAGUUCCGAUAUCUUUAAAUCGAAUUUGGUAACGGAUUUUAAAACUCUUUGGAUACUCGAGGCAUCUCGAGAGUGCUCGAUAUCUCGGUUCACUCGAAUCUUAUGAAUGAAUGUACAAUUUUAUCGGAUUUUUUACUUAGAAAGUAUUUUUUUUUUUAGUUAAGAGAAAGAGAGAGAGAGAGAAGAAUUGAAAUAAUAGAAAUUAUAUAUAUAUAUAUUCUAUUUAUAGAUAUAUAUAUAUAUAUAUAUAUAUUCUAUUUAUAGAUAUAUAUAUAUAAAUAAAAUAUAUAUAAAAUUUAUUAUUAUACACAGUUAGUUAUAUAUGUGUAUAUAUAAAUAAAAUCUAAAAACAGUCGACAUAAUUAGAUAUAAUAAUUUUAUUUUAUUUAAUUUUUUUAUUUUAAUCCGAUAAAAUUUAUCGUGGUAUUGAAAAGAUUCGAGGAAAAAUUCGAGUCACAUCAGACCUGAUUUUAAGAACGUCAUGAAUAUCUGCGCAUCCUUAGCGUAAACGAAUGGGCCUAGGAUUCCUUACGAUUCGUUUAGAUUCGGGAUACAUAUAGCGAUUUUUUUUUUCAUAGAGCUUAAGAUUUUUGUGCAAUGCCGAUGAUGUUGGUGACAUUUCGUCCUAUUUACACUAUUCACUCGCGAAUUUAGUCCUAAUUUUCAAGAUAUUCGCGUUUGUACAUACGUCGAAGCAUUGUGUGGUGUCCAUGUCCUUAUAAUUGAUUAUAAUUGUUGUCUAAUUAGUUGUUGGUUGUACAAAUUUUGUGCAUUCUGUUUUGUUGAAUGGCUGUUGCUCGAUCUUAUGAUCACUGUUCAUCCGUAUUUCUAUCUUUUUUCCUGGCAAUGUGCAAUUGUUUUCAGUGAUACCAGAUACCUUGGUUGCUGUCGAGCAAAUGGCGAGGUGCGAAAGGUUCAUAUCUUACAUUCUAUAUAUAGUGUGUAGCGCGUAUAAAUAAAUGAAUAAACAAAAUAAAUUUUCAAGCGAGCAAAAGAGAAAAACCUUUCCGCAUUCUAAACAUUCUGUAAGUUAAUUUUGAGCGCGUUUAUCCGCUCAAUCUAACGGGCUGAAAAGGGAAAUACAGAAAGAAAAUUUCUUAUUACAUUAGCUUCCAAGAUUAUUGUAUUCACUGACACAGUAUAUCUUUUUUACAAAUAUGUGUUCGAUUCUACAUAUGUUUUUGAUUUGUUCGGCGAGGCAGGGAUGGGGAUCGAGCGCGUUAGAUUUUUCUCUCGCGUGCGUUUGAUACUUGAUUCUGUGCGAUCAUAAGCCUCUCGACUCCUUCCCUUUUUGUAUCGAGAAAAUAACACUGUUUAUGGAUAGGAUCUUACAUAGAUCAAACUCGCGACUGUUUGCGAUUUUAGCAUUGAUGUCGCACUGCCUCUCUCUUUCUCUCUCUCUCUCCCUUUCUUUAUCUUCCUCUCUCUUGUAAACGAAGCGGAUUUUUCAUACAUACGAUACGCAACACUGAAAGCAGAUUCAUCUCUUACGAUCUAUUAUCACGAACUAUCGCGCGCGCCACAAGCUAUAUAGUGCAUUUUACGAUUUACAUUGAGCGCACAUAAGGCAACGCAAUGGGAUCGUUAUCGCGUUGUCGUUUGUACUUAAUCGGAGAAACAGAAAUAUGUGUGAAAAUCUUUCUGUCCGUUACACUAUAAUUCUCUUAAACAAAUAAUGGAUAUACAUAUGUAUAUUAUUUAUAUGUGAAACGCACCCUUUCUCUCUCUCUCUUUUUUUUCAACGAAUCAUCGAUCUAUGGCCUAGGAUUCGACAUCAGGCUUCCGCGCGACAGAUUUGAUUCGUGAUGAUCUUCGAAAUUGACUCACCGUGCUUAUUUACCAAUUGACAAUCAGUUCGACGAAUCGAUACUUUCGUAUGUCCUUAAUAUAUUUAGAUAAACGCAAGAGUGCAAAAAAUUUGUGCUUAUUAAAAAUUAUAUUUAUAUCGCAAAUAUUUAUUCACUAUUUGAAAAUUAUUCCGAUAAAACGGAAACGACUAUCGAUGUUUAAAGUUAAUCGUUAAUUAAACGUAAUUAUCAUAGCAAAACAAACAAAUUGGAGAGUUUGAGACAGGGAUAUUACAAUGUAAUAUCUUAAAGAAAUUAAAAUAAACCGAUCCAUACGAUCUCAUAAUGUGAGUCUCGCAGGCCUACUAUAUUCGAUAAAUUUUUCAUCAUUCGAAUAUAUCUUGUUGUACACAUAUUUGCAUCACUCAUCUCCAUUCCAUCCAAUCAUAUAUUCAAUGACAACGAUAUUACUAACGAUAAAUAUCUUAGACACGAACAGCAAUAUCUGUCGGUCGUUGUUAACACACAACUGUACGCGAUCUAUAAUAACAGCAUUCUAUCGUGAAAACGUAAGCUCUUAAAAAAGUGUAAACCAACAAGGCAAAGAUCUUAUUAAUCGCACAAUUUUUUUAUAUCUCUAUCUCUCUUUUUAGCUAUCCUCUCGUUUUGAUUUAUCUCUUUUUUUUCUUACGAGCCACAAACGCGAACAACUUUACGAUCGUCAACAAAGUUGAUAUUCUUUUACAGCCCUUGUGUAACUUUAUUGUCACAUUUAUGUUAACAUUUAUAUAAUCUUGUUAUGAAUAAUUAUCGCUCGAUUGUUUGCAAUUUUAAAUGUAAUUCUACAUUUGAAAUGAAAAUUGUAAACAAAAUAUGUUUUCAAUUAAAUAAGAAGUAAUAUAAAUGAGACAACAGUAAAGAACACGAAAAAGAAUUAUAUAUUGCAUCGAAUAUGAUUCGGAGAUAAAAUUAAAUAAAGAAAUUCCAUACAUUCAAUGACACUUAUAGGUCAAGCCUGUCAAAUGUCCAAGUCGGAAAAGUACACGCCUAUUUUACUCGUAUAUUAUAUGUAUAUUAUUACUGCUUAAAUUAACAUUCACAUUCAAAUUGUGAUAUUUGUAUAUCUUUCAAGAAUAGACGAUGUUUCACUCUGGCAUGAUAAAGUUGCCUAAGAAACGGUACUAUUUAAAACCCGAAAACAUGACGCUUAUAUAACAUUUAACAAGGGAUUUCUUUGUUGUCCCCACUUUUAUCCUUAAUCGAGAAAGAUCUCUGCGUUUCUGUGUUUGGCAAAAGCGCGCGCGUCAUCGCAAACAGAUGUAAACGAUUUCAAUAAGACAACUUAAAAAUACACGCGCAUUUUUUUACAAUUCUAUCGAAUGCUCGCAACGAAGCGACACAUUACACUUGCGGAAAGCGAAAUUGUAUCGUUAAAGUGACGACGAUUCGCCUGGGCAUUCUUUGUGCAUUUGUGACAGCUCGGUUUUACAUUUUCUUUCCGUUGCUCCAUCUGAUUUCUCAACGAAACACAUGUGUUUUUUUUAGAAACAUAAUUUGUUUUACAGUUAAUCGCAUUGAUGGCAUUCAUUGCACUUGA
Cataglyphis hispanica is the source of this 7000-nucleotide messenger RNA. Its product is annotated as zinc finger and BTB domain-containing protein 14-like. Lineage: Eukaryota; Metazoa; Arthropoda; Insecta; Hymenoptera; Formicidae. Gene Ontology annotation, cellular component: nucleus. The transcript is spliced from 6 exons. Gene Ontology annotation, biological process: regulation of transcription by RNA polymerase II. Gene Ontology annotation, molecular function: protein binding. The coding region runs from base 1258 to 2667 and encodes 469 amino acids. The record is from RefSeq and is a predicted model, not a curated record.